Messenger RNA from Pterocles gutturalis (yellow-throated sandgrouse), 665 nucleotides. It is a transcript of the gene CHID1, whose product is annotated as chitinase domain containing 1. The annotation marks the transcript as partial. Gene Ontology annotation, molecular function: oligosaccharide binding. Gene Ontology annotation, biological process: carbohydrate metabolic process. Gene Ontology annotation, cellular component: extracellular region. The transcript has 6 exons. NCBI's taxonomy places the organism in Eukaryota, Metazoa, Chordata, Aves, Pterocliformes, Pteroclidae. The record is from RefSeq and is a predicted model, not a curated record.
GAGAUUUGAACCCUUAUGUUUUCAGGGCAGGAGAAUCUUGACAUGGGGAAAAACACCAUGAGGCUUCUCUGUACUUCACUUUCCCUUCCCAUGCUUUGCUGGCUUGCUGAAGGUACCCUGUCAAAAACAGAUGCAAAGAAAGGUGCUACAAAAAAAAUGGAAGAAAAGAUGCUGCAUUCUGAUAAAAAUGUGCAGGACCGGGGACUGGUAGUUGUGGAUCCAAAGGCAAAGGAUAUUAUACUGGAACACAGAAGUUAUUGCUCCAAGAAGAUGAAGGAAAGAAAUUUCUCAGGAGAUGUUCUGGGAUAUGUUACUCCUUGGAACAGCCAUGGCUAUGACAUUGCUAAAAUGUUUGGAAACAAAUUUACAGUAAUCUCACCAGUCUGGUUACAAGUGAAAAGGAGAGGGAAGGAAAGGUUCCAGUUCACUGGGCUCCAUGAUGCUGAUAAAGGCUGGAUGAAAGAUGUCAGAAAAAGCUCCAAAAACAUCAAAAUAGUGCCUCGAAUUUUGUUUGAUGGCUGGACUUAUCAGGACUUCGAGAGUGUUUUUGGCAGUGAGGAUGAGAUAGAGGAGCUUUCCAAGAACAUGGUUCUGCUAGCCAAGAAUGAAAAUUUUGAUGGUUUUGUAGUUGAAGUUUGGAGUCAGCUGGGAAAUAGAAAGCAAAC